Messenger RNA from Prorocentrum cordatum, 786 nucleotides. Lineage: Eukaryota; Dinophyceae; Prorocentrales; Prorocentraceae. The record is from the annotation of a GenBank genome assembly.
AUGACGGAGGCGCAGGCACGGCAUCCCCUGCGGGGGGCGGUCUAUCUGUUGCCAGGUCUGGAAGUGUGUUUGUUCAGAGAGGAGUGGCUGCUGGACGCGGAGUGGCGAGUGGGCGCAGGAGCCGAGGUCUGGGGCUCGAGGAUCGCGGAGAACGCCGAGAUGUUCAGCGCCACGCCGGAGGGCUUCGCCUAUGCCCGGCUGCCGCUGCUGGCCAGGUGGAGCCCCGCGGCCAUCGCGGCGGAAGGCUUCGCCAUGGUCGCCGGGAAGCCACCGGACGACGCCGCAGCUGCGCUGGCGGCGGCGGCGGUCUCCAGCAGGGGCGCGGCCCGCCGGGGCGAUGGCGGCGGCGGCGGCGCUCGGGUCGAGGCCGACCGCGGCGCGGGCCACGCCCUCGGCGCGAGCUUCUACGACUUCGGCCCGGCCGCUGCCGCCGCCAAGGACGCCUCCAACGGGGUGGCCCAGCGCGGUGUCACCGACAACGUCAAGGCGAAGGAGAAGGAUAAGGCUAGGCGCCGGGAGAAGACCCUGGCUGCGGCUUUUGCAGCGGAUGGGAUCACAGAGGAGCUGCUCGCGGAGCCCGCCGCGCCCGAGGAGCAGGGCCAGGGCUCCCGGCGGCGGAGGGCGGAGGCCAAGAUGUUCCUGGAGACAGCCAGAACUCUCGGUCCUUCGGAGCGCGAGUCCAUGACCGUUGCGAGGCGUGAUCAGGACGUGAAGAAAGCUGCGCUCGGCGUGCUCGGCAACCUUGAGCGCAACAAGGCCAGCCUUGCCAGCCUGAGCGCGCGCUAG